CCACGUUUGGCGCUGUACAUAUGUUGUGCUCUUUCAGAAUUUGAUGCCAUAGAUACAGGUAUAUGCGACUACCGAAUGAGAAGAGAGGUUAAGCUGUCCAAACGAUAAGAAAGCAAUCAUUAUCUGAUGACUGCAAUAGGGAUAGAGAGAACAGCACCAAUUACCUUGAUGAGAUAGGUCACAUCAAACGGAUGAAAUGCAGCUAGGGAUAGACGAUUGGAGGUUGGGGGUGCGGAUGAUGGAAACGGUGGCAGCACGCAAUUGACCCCACAUCUUGUAAAUUCCCCAGACGCGAAUGAGCGUCAACACUGGGUCUACCCCUCCUUUAUUCAAUAACGCGGGAUUCUGCCAAAAACGCGAUACAUUAGAAAUCAACAGUGUGAGCGGGCACGGAUUUAUGCCGAGCGUAGGAUAGAUAAAUAAGUAAUCAUCGAGAUUCGAGAAGACUUACUUACUUGAGAAGAUUAUUAGACAAUUCCAGUUGUGUCCCCGAGCUGAACUUACUACUCAUGUUUUUGUCUGAAUAUUGAACACCUCUAGCCCCCUCUGUACCAAUCUAAUCCGGUUCUCUCCCAAAGCAAGUCCAAACAUGGCUCCAUCAGCGAUCGAAAUUGAAGUGCGGCCCAUCGCCUCACACAUCAAGGACUUCGUCGUCCAAAAGAAAGACACCCUCCCGCUCCCACCAGCAGCUCGCGCCCGACUCGAAAAGGCCGGCAUCGACCUCAGCAACGGCUACCCCGAGCGACCAGGCAAGCCACUGUACCUUGACGACGCAUUUAGCAUUCGCAAUGUUGAACGAGAGCACGUUGAUGCUGGAGCACGAGCCGAUAAGUCGAAGUCGGCGCUGUUCUCGGCUGCUAAGGAAGUCAUCCACUUGACUGCUCAUAUCGGCACUGAGAUCGUUGGUCUGCAAUUGAAGGACUUAACCGAUACGCAAAAGGAUGAGCUUGCGCUUUUGAUUGCGGAGAGGUCUGUGGUAUUUUUCAGAGACCAGGAUUUGAGUCCUCAAGACCAGAAGAAAUUGGGAGAGUAUUAUGGAGAGGUUGAGAUUCAUCCUCAAGUCCCACAUGUGCCAGGUGUUCCUGGAGUUAGCGUUCUUUGGCCAGCACUCAUGGCUACCGAGAGAAAAGCCUCCUUCAGACAGCCAGGAGGCGCUUCGAGGUGGCACACAGAUCUGGUUCAUGAGAAACACCCGGCCGGGAUCACUCAUCUGCACAAUGACACUGUCCCAAGUAUUGGAGGUGACACUUUGUGGGCGAGUGGAUAUGCUGCUUACUCGAAAUUGAGCCCUGAGUUCCGCAAGAUCAUCGAUGGGAGAGAAGCAAUCUACGUUAGUGCUCACACAUAUCUCGAUCGAAACGAUCCAAAUGCUGGACCAAAACACGUGGAACGCAUCCAUCCUAUCGUUCGAGUCCACCCAGCGACUGGCUGGAAGGCCCUUUGGGUCAACCGAGCAAUGACCAAGUCUAUUGUCGGACUGGACAAGGGCGAAAGUGAUGCUAUCUUGAACUACCUUUAUGAUGUGUAUGAGAGCAAUGUCGACAUCCAAGUCCGCUUCAAGUGGACUCCAAGGACCAGUGCAUUGUGGGACAAUCGCAUUACUAUGCACAAUGCUUCCUGGGAUUAUGAGGGACUCGAGCCAAGGCAUGGGACCAGAGUGACUUCUCUGGCCGAGAAGCCAUAUUUCAUUGCAGAUGCGCCAACAAGAAGACAGGCGUUGGGCUUGGAUGAUUCAUGAACACUGAACUUGUAAAUUGAAAGCAUCGGAAUUUUUGUACAGCACAUCUGGAGAUUAUGAGGGACUAGGUAGUAAGUCCGCAACUGUAGAAAUGUAAGAGAAUGACUGCUAUCAAAACGUGAGAAGCACAAACAACCGCAAGUUUUCGAAAGUAAGAAUGGCAUCGAAUAGACAUGCAUUUCUUCGCUACCAGGCCCAUAUCGUGUAGGAGCUAGCAUGUACAUGCAGAUUACAGUCCUCCUGGCUAGCCAGCCGGCUAAUUGGUGAAUGCCGCACGUUGAGGAGACAGAGAAUUCCUGAGGAAUUGGAAGUUUAAAGAUAAGAGAACAAAAAACAACUCGCGAGAAAUUGUCGACGCGCUUGCGAAGGAAUUCCUGUAGACCGUGGUCUUCAUUCUAGCUUGCAAGACUUGGAGAGCUUUUGGUUGGAUUGGUCGCGGCGAGUCAUCGCGACUCUACAGCCAUCCCAAAAGCUGGAUCGAGUUGAUGAUUCGUUGACAAUUGCGAGUGUUCGAUGUUCAUCAUGAUAGAAAAUGGUGUGAACGGUUGACAAAUGAGGG
This is a messenger RNA of Cadophora gregata, 2297 nucleotides long. RefSeq lists its product as uncharacterized. The record is from RefSeq and is a predicted model, not a curated record. The coding region runs from base 590 to 1738 and encodes 382 amino acids. The transcript is spliced from 4 exons. Gene Ontology annotation, molecular function: 2-oxoglutarate-dependent dioxygenase activity. NCBI's taxonomy places the organism in Eukaryota, Fungi, Ascomycota, Leotiomycetes, Helotiales, Ploettnerulaceae. Gene Ontology annotation, cellular component: cytoplasm.